Molecule: messenger RNA, 1771 nt
Organism: Paramisgurnus dabryanus
Lineage: Eukaryota; Metazoa; Chordata; Actinopteri; Cypriniformes; Cobitidae
Source: RefSeq, a predicted model, not a curated record
UUAACAGAGCGGUACAGAAAAGUUUUACAGCUGUCGACCUCAAGAAGACGACAAAACUUUGAGUAAUAUUUUUGAAUAUAUCUGAUCUCUCUAAUAUAAAACGAACAUGCGAUCUGUAGCGCUUUUACUCUUUGGGAUUCAUCUCGCCUUUGCUAAAUAUUACCUCAGUCUAACCUGUGAAGAUGAGACUGUAAGUGUGACAGAUGGAACUGUUACCUGCAGAUUCCCUUUUGUGAAGGGUAAUUGCUGCGUUAUGAAUUACACAAUAUUUACUGAAUAUUUCCGAACUCAAGUCUGUAGAAAGGAGUUCAGUACAGAUCAUUGUGUGGAGAUGGACAGCUUCUCAUGUCCUUACAUUGUAAAAGCAGCAAUGACAACAAAAUUUGUGUUCUUUGUGAAAAUCACUUGUGGAGUAAAAACACCAGAAUUCAGAGUGAAUCUAAGAGAAACAAGCACUGUGUCAGGAAAAACUUUUACUAAUGCCCCGACUGACAAACCUGAUCAGAGACACAGGGAUGAGUUAUUUGAGGUUAAAGUCGCUGCUGGAUGUGUGCUGCCUCUCAUCGUCUUUGCUGCUAUAAUGGGAGUUAUUGUGUGGAUGAAGUCCAGUCAGGGUAAAAGACUUUUAAGAGGUUAUUUGAGAGGCAGAACCACAGAUUCUGAUCCAGUGUCAGAUCAACAAAUGCAGAGGUAUCCCUCUUCUGAGUCUAUGGAAAGACCUAUUACGUUUUAAUAAGUUUAAUUUUGUUUAGAUUUCAGCCAUGUGUGUUGUCUGUAUGUAUUGUUAGCUGCAGAUCCAGUUAAACUGAAAGUUGCACUUGACUUUUAUUAGUUCAAUAUAAUCAUUCACAACCGGAUCAAUAUGCAGUUUCUUACAGCGCCUGGAGAACCAAAUACACAGAAGCGUUACUCAGUUCAUUUAUAAGCAUAUUAUUAGGUUUUUAUUAAAAGCGUAAUGACAUGAUGAGCAAUCAAACUUUUCUUGAGCUUUUGACAUAAAGUAUGGAGGUCUCAGUAUCAUUAAUACAUCCUGCAAGUGUCAUAGUUUAAAACAUCCUCCUCAUAGAUAACAAAACCAUUUAUGUUAUCAAACUCAUAAAAACUCUUUCCUGUACGAUGACAUAACUCUCUGCUUAACUAACACAGAACGAUGCGUUGUUGGUGAGACUAACUAGCUGGUCAUGACACAUAAUCAUUUGAUGCAGAUUAUGUUGGUUCAACAACAGUUAAUGACAUCACAUACCUGUUAGAGUAAUACUGUCUCCUAAUGAAUCCACUUGAGAUUGAAUUAAUGUCAGACUAUUGCUGUAAAUAAUGAUCAGGACAUCUAAUUAAGACUUUUACUCAUAUUUUUAUUCUCCAUUGUUUUGCUUUAUUUCCUAAUGUUUUAUUGAGAUGCAGUUCCUUCUUACAUCACUUUGAGUUGCUCUUGGCUUAGUAGAGUACAUGCACACUGUUCAGAAAUAAUUUUAUUGACAAAUUAAAAGACAUACAUUUAAAUUUGUAUGCAUUUAAUAUGUAAAUGCAAUUAACUGAAUGUUGCUUGCAUAUUGUACUCAAGCGCAUGAUCUGUGUAAGUCUUCAUGUCAUACUAACACACAACUGCAUUGAACCACAGCUUGAGAGAGAGCAACACAUGUUUGCAAUGCACUUUGUGAAUGCACUUUGAGACGAUGGUUUCAAGAAAAACACAAACUGUUGAACUAUGCUGUAAUGACAGAACUUGCGACCAUGGAUGUCUAACAAUGUUUUUGGGAAACGCUCGUUCCCC